Molecule: messenger RNA, 390 nt
Organism: Lactuca sativa (garden lettuce)
Lineage: Eukaryota; Viridiplantae; Streptophyta; Magnoliopsida; Asterales; Asteraceae
Source: RefSeq, a predicted model, not a curated record
AUGGGUUUCCAACGAUGCAUGCAAGAAAUUGCAAUUUAUAGAAAGUUUGCAAAUGGAGAAUUCAUCAUCGUUGCGGUUUAUGUAGAUGAUUUGUUCGUGAAUGGAGCAAGUUUAGAGUUUAUAAACCAAUUCAAGAGACUAAUGGCGUUACAGUUUGAAAUGUCGGACCUUGGUGAACUAACUUGCUACUUGGGUAUUGAAGUAUUGCAAGAAAAUGGUUGUGUAAAGGUGAAGCAAGAGAGUUAUGCUAUGAAGAUUCUAAAAGAGGCAGACAUGCAAGAGUGUAAUGCAACUCAAUGUCUGAUGGAGCUAGGACUAAAGUUGUCAAAAGCUGAAGAUGAACUAGAAGUUGAAGCUACCCAUUAUUGGAAAUUAGUGGGUUGUUUAUGA